UUUGUUGUAUGUUAACAAUAAGGAGCACACCGGCGGCGGCGGCAAGUUCGCGUUAAAUAUAUAAUAUAUGCUUAUUGUUAUAUUUAUGUGUGUACAUGAAUUUAGAUACAUACAUAUACGCAGCAGAAUGUGCGCUCAUAUAGAGCGAAUUGUGAAUUGUGUGUUGAAAGAAAAAUGACGAAAAUGAACUAUAAAUCCGUAUUGCGUUAAAAUUCUGGGAAACUGUGUGGGACCGCAGCGAACUGUACCCCAGGCAGUUGCAAGCGAAUGAGCUGAUGGGAAUGUGUUUGGGAAAUUUGCAUUUAUCUGUUGGCGUGCAAGUUUCGAAUUGAAAAUAUAAGUGAAACCUGUGGAAAUUUAGUUCAAAUAUCGUGAAAAAUGCCGGCCAAAAAACAAAAAAAUAAAAAGAAGCAUCAGCAACAUCAACAACAGCUGCAGCAGCAACAACAACAACAAUCUACCACAAACAGUUCUCAAUCAAGCAUGGAAAGUAACAACAUCAACGAGCCAGGUGGUGAUUCAUCACCUAAGCAGCUUCCCUAUAGAAUUGAAAAGUCUUCAGUAUUGGGACGCUACUUGGUGGCAAAUCGCGACUUGAAAGCCGGUGAACUGCUUACAAUAGAAGAACCACUGGCCAUUGGUCCAUGUGUAUCAGCAGAUGCUGUCUGUUUGGGUUGUUAUAUGCCAGUGGAGUUGAAGGAAACACAAUUUUGUUGUGAAGCCUGCAAAUGGCCAAUGUGUGGCCCACAGUGUGGUGGUCUCCAUCAGCCCACCGGCCACACAGUGCAGGAAUGUGAGCUUUUGCGUGAACACAAACUUGGGGCUGCACUUACCGCCGCUUGUGGGAAAGCCGAUUUGGUGAAGAACUACUAUGAGCUCAUACUGAUUGUGCGCAUUUUGCUCCUGAAGCACCAUGCUCCAGACAAGUAUGCCUACAUACUGCAAAUGGAAUCUCACACUGAGCUACGCAAGGCCAACACGGAGCUGUGGCAACACUAUGAGCAGAAUGUAGUGCAGCGGCUGCAACGCGAUUGGGGAUUAGACACAGUUAGUGCCGAGGACAUACAUGCCAUUUGUGGUAUUGUGGAUGUGAAUUGCUUCGAAAUUGGACAGAAUUUGGCAAAAGCGCGUUGUCUGUAUAAGAGCGCCUUUUUGUUGGCGCAUGACUGUUGCCCCAAUACGGCACACACCGAUGAUCCACAAAGCUAUGCCAUAAUUUUACGUACUUCACGGUCGAUAAGCAAGGAUGAGGGUAUCACUUUGAGUUACGCCUACACGUUGCAGGGCACCCUAAAACGCCGUGAUUUCAUGCAUGCGGGAAAAUUAUUUUGGUGUUGCUGCGAUCGUUGUUCAGAUCCGAAGGAGUUGGGUACGGACUGCAGUGCUUUGGUCUGUCCGAAAUGCAAAACUGGCUCAGUACGCUCCACGGCACCAUUGAACCAGGAAGCUGAAUGGAGAUGUGAUCGCUGUGACUACACUUUGCAGUAUAAGGAAAUUUUGAAAUUAUUGGAUGCUAUAAAUUAUAAUUUAGAAACAAUAGACGCACAUAAUAUACCAGGACUAGAAGGAUUCCUUAAAAAAUACGAACGUGUUCUGGGACCCAAUCACUAUCUGAUACUCUCGGCCAAGUACUCACUCUGCCAAAUCUAUGGACGCAUUGAAGGCUACUUACUGCAUACAAUGUCAAUAGAAAAUGUUGAGAAAAAGGAGCAAUAUUGUCGGGACUUCUUAAGAAUCAUCAAUGUGCUGGAACCAGGCCUCACCAGGUUAAGAGGCCUAAUUUUAUAUGAGCUGCAUGGCGCGAUAAUGAUGCGAUCGCAGCGUUUAAUGAUGACAGGUGGCAUAAGUGAAUCGAACUUUAAACGUAACAUCAAAGAGGUGAUCAGGUGCUUGCAGGAGAGCAAAGAUAUUCUGUUGCUGGAGCCAGAGGGCACAAGUGAACAUGAGAUGGGUGUGGCGGCAGCGGGCGCAUUGGUAGAAAUGGGCGUGAAAUGAGAAAGGAAUAGAACUCAUUAGAGCGACAUACAUUUACGUGUGGCUUAUUAAAGUCCCUUUUUAAAAUAGAGAGACUAGAGCGAAGUGAGUGGUUACAUGUGAGAGUUAAGGCAGUAAGGAUUUCAAAAAAAAAAAAAAUGUUUUUUAGAAGUACUUGGUUUCGGCUGGAAUAUCGUAUCAUCAGAAAUCAUAGCAUCAAUAUGCUCCCGUGAGCACGCACACAUACAUUUAGUAAAAAUCAUUACCACACAGUUUCAUAUAUUCAAUUAUUGAGCUCAUGUCAACAACAAAAUCACAAUGGUUUGCAUGCCAAUACAUAAAGACACUCACACACAUACAUGCUUGCGUCACAUUUAUUAGGCGAUCUUCACACAUGAUCGUAUACAUGCAUACAACUGUAUUUUACGAAAUCUCAUUAAAAAUAAAGUCACUCUUAUUAUUUUAUUUUUGGUUUCUAUUAUACAUUAUUGCAUCAUUUCUAAUUUGGUAAGUAAAGCUUACUGAGCAAAAUAAGCAAAUGACUUUUGUCCCAUUCCUCUCAUCUGGUUUGAUCUACCUCACCCAUUUUUUAUAUACAUAUACAUAAAUACGCUGCAUGUUGUGCAUUGCAUGAGUCAUUUAUUUCUCAUUCGAAAAUUUUGAAUAUUCCUUAGUCAUUAAUUAUAAUUAAAUGACGAAACCAAUCAUCGAAAACAUGCAUUAUUCAUGAAAAAACAUUCAUAUUUAUAUGGUCUUUAAUUCAUCAUUGAAACAAUUCAUUCAUUCCAUAUUCAUUUGGGAUUAUUAUUUUGAAUAUUUAUUCCUGCAUGUUUUAUCGUUUUACUUUUACUUUAGUUUUGGUAAUUUUAGUUACGGGCAAAUCAGUGAACACUUAUAAUUUAUAUUUUUAGUUUUUCAUGUAUAAUUAGUUAGUCACUAUUCAUUGCAUGUCUGCAUAAUUUAUACAUAUAUAUACAUAAAAUAUUUUUUUAUUUCUCAUUAACGCAUCUCCUGCCAAAUUUCAUUAUCUAUUCUUAUUUUUCAUUACCAAAAUUUUUUCAUAUUCUUGGCCAUCACUCCACACGUACCAUUUAGCACUCCAAAUUCCUUUUCAACAUUACGAAUUCAUCAAUUCAUAACUUGGGUAUCAAUCUUAAUUUGCAAUACGUUCAUUAUAUUUCAGUGCAUGUCAGUCACCUCUCAAAAUUGGCAGUGAUAUAUGAAUCAAAUUUUGAUCGUAACCAUUCAUAAAAAAAAAAUCAUCUUUUAUUAUUUCAUUUUAUUAGCUCAACCAAAUUAUUAUAAUUUAAAUUAAAUCAGAUAUGAAAUAUCUUUCCUUUUUCCAUAAUUUCCAUCAAUCAUUAUACAUUAUCUUGCAUGUUCGGCGAUCUUCUGUAGGAUGAUCAGCUGCUAUUAUAUAGUUCUAUGUGGCACAUCAUUCACCAUACAGCAUGAGCCAUACAUAUAUAUCACCAAUCAAUAUUCAUACAUUAUUUUCAAACAUCUUUCUUUAAGCAUGAAUCCCAUUAAUACUCAUAGUUCUUCAAAUUUCAUUCCUUAUGCUGCAUGUUUCAUCUAUUUCACCUCAUUAUUUUUCUUAAUUUCAUAUCACAUUUUUUAAGAAUCCCAUUUAAAUAUUGCUCAAUGAUAUAUUUUGAUUUUAUUAUCCGUCAUAUUUUUAUUUUCGUUUUUGAACUUCUCUCAUUAUCUGUCAUGUUCCAUCUCCUUAUUAUUUUGCAUGCUUUAUCUAUCAUUCUUUCAUGCAAUCAACUCUCAUGUGGUCAGCGGCAUACAUUUUAUUUACCUUUUUUUUAUCUAUCAUUCAUCGUACAUCAUCUUUUAACUGUCAUAUAUCGACUCUCAUUAUUGAUCUGUCAUGAAUCUCCAUUGACAAAUGUUAUAAUUGAAUAUCACAUACUCUCAUUUGACAUCUUGCAAACACUCCAUCAUCACUCAAGACCCAUCAGCCAACUGUUUGAUGAAACCAGAGCUUCUGAGACAAGACACCGAUACACUUCAAGCAUUUUGGCACUCUUUACACACAAGAAGGAUUCAAGGGAGAAAGCGGAAUAAAUAUUGUUUCACUAAUGUACAUUUGUUUAUUUAUAUUUUCUGGUAAUUAUUUUAAAUGGAAAAGAAUCAAACAAACAAAAGCUAAUUUCGAACCAGUUUUGAUGAUAUUAAACAAGAAAUCUUUUCAUAAAAUAAAGGACAGAAAACCAA
Molecule: messenger RNA, 4197 nt
Organism: Ceratitis capitata (Mediterranean fruit fly)
Lineage: Eukaryota; Metazoa; Arthropoda; Insecta; Diptera; Tephritidae
Gene: SmydA-4
Product: protein msta
Exons: 7
Coding region: 379-1995 (538 amino acids)
Molecular function (GO): protein binding
Source: RefSeq, a predicted model, not a curated record